AUGGUCAGCUCUCGAGACAAGCUGGUAGGCAAGAAGAUCGUGGUGGUUGGCGGCUCUUCAGGCAUCGGACAUGGAGCAGCCAUAGCCUUUCUCGAGCACGGCGCACAUGUAAUUAUCAUUUCCUCUUCGGAGGCGAAGGUCAAGACUGUGACCAGCGACGUGGAUGAUCCACACUUUACUGGCAAGGUCGGCAAUGUGCGAGACGAAGAGAGCUUCAUUGCAGUCCUCCGCUCGCUAGCACCGAUCGACCAUCUCGUCUUUUCUGGAGUUGAUAAGGUAAGCACAGUAACUUUGUGGAAAGCAAUCGUUGGCGUUCCCAAACGUCAGCUUGUGAGAGGGUCAAUAGCCGACGCAGAUUUCGACCAAUGCAAACACCUCUUCGGGGUCAAGUUCUGGGGUGCGGCAACGUGCGGCAAGGCUGUGGCAAAAUACGACAUCAUCUCACCAGGUGGCUCCUUGACCCUUACAUCCGGGACUGGUGCCAUGAAUCCUGGCAAGACUGCUUCAAUUGGUGGUGCUUUGAAUGCCGGUCUGUUUACGAUGACCCAAGGUCUUGCAAAUGAGCUUGCCGAGAAGCGAAUUCGUGUCAAUUGUGUCGUGCCUGGAAUGGUUGCGACAGAGCUGUGGGACAAGAUGGGCAAGACGAAGGAAGAUCAGGAAAAAGAUUUUGCAGCUUUUGGCAACGCACUCCCAGUCGGGUUUUGUGCUACAUCAGAGCAUAUCGCGGAAGCAUAUCUGUAUGCUGUGAGGGCUGAUUAUGCUACCGGCAGUCUGAUCACUAUUGACGGUGGAGGUGUUCUCAGAUGA
Molecule: messenger RNA, 807 nt
Organism: Recurvomyces mirabilis
Lineage: Eukaryota; Fungi; Ascomycota; Dothideomycetes; Mycosphaerellales; Teratosphaeriaceae
Exons: 6
Coding region: 1-807 (268 amino acids)
Molecular function (GO): oxidoreductase activity
Source: RefSeq, a predicted model, not a curated record